AUGGCGCCCCCGAGACGGCCGUCCAAUAACGGGACCGAAACCGAAACCGAGCCCUUUCCAACCAUCGACGAGACGUCGCCACGCUCAGACAACACAGAUCCUCCGUCGCCUGUAGAGAAUCGACCAGCUGCCUCUUCAUCCUUAAGCGGACGCCUUCGUCGCGUCUCUCAGAGCUUCGAAGUAUCAGGCCCUCCUGAGGGUUUCAUGGCCGCGACGGGAACCAUCGCAUCUUCCAUCUUCACUCGUCAGGCCGCGCCACGCAGAACCUCGGAGACGUCCAUACCAAUGCAAUCUGGUCCCGCCGCCGGCGGUCCAUCGAGACAAAGCACAUUUCCCGUCGUCAACGAAGAGGCGACCUCUGAGGAAAAGGCCAGCACCAGUGCUGCAUCCACGAAGAGAGAUGGGGAACCCGAUGCUACCGCGGCGUUCCCCAACGGCUACCAUUUCCCUCCCAAGCAUACGUUUGCUCAGUCGACGAAGACCGGGUUGAUCGCCUUUUGGAAUUACUUCCUUACGCCUCUGGGCUUCUGUGUUACCAUCUAUGGCUUGAACGUUGUGGCUUGGGGAGGCAUGCUCUUCCUUCUCCUCUGGUAUAUCCUCAACGCCCUUUUCUGUGUUACUGGUUUUGGGCUCGCUCCCUGGCGAUUUCGCGAUCUCUACUUCCUCCUCCAAUACCGAGUAAAGAACGAUACGGUUGCGCUCCGCCGCCUGGGUGGUAUUCACCGAGGAUGGUUCCGACUUCCAGGCUCUGAGGAUGUUGAUGUUAGCAUCGGACCAAAGAAUGUCUCCAGCUUGCCCGAAUUAUGUUCAUCCAUCUCUGUCCCCUUCCCCGAGGAUAAGAUACCGGACGCUCCCCUCACUGGUCGACGAGCCCCCGCUACGCCUAUUUGGAAGAUGGAUGCCGUCGUUUGGCUAAUGGUCUGGAAUACCUUCCUCCAGUGUGUCUUGGCCGGCUUCAUGUGGGGAUUGAGCCGAUAUGACCGUCCUAGCUGGUCCACUGGUCUCUUCGUGGCACUCGCAUGCAUCGUCGCCGCUAUUGGAGGAAUCGUGAUGUUUAUUGAAGGAAAGAAGGUCAAGGGCAUCGAGGGAAUCCCCAUCAGCGAGAAAGACAUGCAGCAGCUGCAGGAGGAUCGCGAAAGGGGCGUUUUCCACUUCAACAACAUCAAGGACAAGGACUUGGCGGAGAAGGAAAAGAAGAAGGCCAAAAAGUGA
Fusarium vanettenii 77-13-4 is the source of this 1212-nucleotide messenger RNA. RefSeq lists its product as uncharacterized. NCBI's taxonomy places the organism in Eukaryota, Fungi, Ascomycota, Sordariomycetes, Hypocreales, Nectriaceae. The coding region runs from base 1 to 1212 and encodes 403 amino acids. The transcript has 2 exons. The record is from RefSeq and is a predicted model, not a curated record.